Messenger RNA from Colletotrichum chrysophilum, 792 nucleotides. RefSeq lists its product as uncharacterized. The record is from RefSeq and is a predicted model, not a curated record. Gene Ontology annotation, molecular function: oxidoreductase activity, acting on the CH-OH group of donors, NAD or NADP as acceptor. NCBI's taxonomy places the organism in Eukaryota, Fungi, Ascomycota, Sordariomycetes, Glomerellales, Glomerellaceae. The transcript has 2 exons. The coding region runs from base 1 to 792 and encodes 263 amino acids.
AUGGCGAACAUCAUCGAAAAGCUAUUCUCAUUGCAGGGCCGUACGGCUGUCAUUACUGGGGGUACGCGGGGCAUUGGCCAGGCCAUGGCAGUCUCCUUGGCCGAGGCAGGGUCAGAUAUCAUUCUCAUUCAAAGAGACGAGAGCAACACAGAAACCCAGAAGCAGGUCCAGGCAUUGGGCCGCAAAGCCACCAUCUACACCGCCGACCUCUCAAAUCAGGAGCAAGUGGAAGGCCUCACACAACGCAUUCUAGCAGACGGCCAUGACGUGAGCAUCCUAGUCACCUGCGCCGGCAUCCAGCGCAGACACCCCGCACACAAGUUCCCCAUGGGUGACUGGGAUGAGGUCCUGCAAGUUAACCUCAAGACGGUCUGGACCCUCUGCAGAGACCUCGGCGCCUACAUGCUCACCCGCAGCCCGAACCCGGUCAACGGCCACCGCGGUAGCAUCAUCAACGUGGCGUCGCUCGUCAGCUUCCAGGGUGGCAUCACAGUGCCGGCGUACGCAGCGGCCAAAGGCGGCAUUGCACAGCUGACCAAGGCGUUGAGCAACGAGUGGGCGAGCCAAGGUGUCAAUGUCAACGCCAUUGCGCCCGGGUACGUGGCGACGGACAUGAACGAGGCGCUGAUCAACAACCCCGAGCGCGCCGCCAGCAUCUUGGCUAGAAUUCCUGCGGGAAGAUGGGGUACCCCGGACGACUUCAAGGGGGCAACGGUGUUUCUGGCGGGGGCGGGGAGUUUGUACGUUUCGGGUGAGCUGCUUACUGUCGAUGGCGGCUGGAUGGGUCGAUAG